CUUUCGGCUUUGCGUGCAGGAGGUUCUUUGAAACUUUCUGGAUCUGUCAGUCUGGUUCACAGAAAACUGGUUUUAUCAGUAUUGGUCAUGGCAGGAAAACGGGAGAGUUGAGGCGUUUUUUUCCUCCGUCACGGAGACGGAACUGAGGUUUGCGACAACCAGUGUUAUCUGAUCCAGGCUUCGAGGGGGGAUCGCCAUGUCCCAGGGCCCGGCAGGCCAGUGGAGCCCGAUAGUGAUUGUGGAGACUGCGAGUGGAGCCCUGCCCCAGGUUUCCCAGUAUUCAGUGAAACCUGCCAACCAGGAGGAGGGCUGUGUGUCCUUUGAGGAUGUGGCUGUGUACUUCUCCUGGGAGGAAUGGACACUGCUUGAUGACUCUCAAAGGCUCUUGUACCAGUCUGUGAUGACAGAGAUCUUAACACUCAUGUCAUCGCUGGGACUUACACCUUCUGGGAUCCAUGACAUCACUCAGCUGGAGACUUGGGGAGAGCCCUCUGUGCCUGCAUUGAGAUUCCUGACUCCAGGUUGUUGGAUCAAAGUGGAGAGUGAAAUGUCCCCGUUUGAGCAGAGUCUGUCUGCAGAAGGUAUCAGUUCAUCCACGCUGCAACAGCACAUGUUGUGCUGUGCUGAGUCACCCUUGCUAAGCACAGACAAUGAGACAAUCCUCCAGACCUCCUCGGGUCUUCUCAGGCAUCAAAUGACUUACACUGUUGGGGAUGCCCCCACGAACACUGAGAGUGGAGAGGCCAUUCAGAGUGAGAAGAAGAACUGCAUAUGCAGUGACUGUGGCAAAACUUUUACUAGCACGUCCCACCUCAAUCGACACCGGAUGAUACACACUGGAGAAAAGCCUUUUCAGUGCAGUGAGUGUGGGAUGUCCUUCAGCCAAAAAGCCUUUCUUGUUAAGCAUUUCAGAAUUCACACUGGAGAGAAGCCGUUCAGGUGUGGUGAGUGUGGCAAAGCCUUCAAGCAUAAUAUCUCUCUCGUUUCUCACCAGCGAGUUCACACAGGAGAGACACCUUUCACCUGUACCGAAUGUGGGAAAUCAUAUAUGACCAGAUCCAAUCUUACACGUCACUUUCAAGUUCAUGCUGCGGAGAAGCCUUACAGUUGCAGUGAAUGUGGCAAAGCAUUUAAGGAGAAAUCCAGCCUCAUUUAUCAUGCACGAGUGCAUACUCGGGAAAGGCCUUUUCAAUGCAGUGAGUGUGGCAAGUCCUUCAGCCAAAAAGCCUUUCUCAUUAAGCAUUUCAGAAUUCACACCGGAGAGAAGCCUUUCAGGUGCAGUGAGUGUGGCAAAGCCUUCAAGCACAACUGCUUCCUUGUUGCUCAUCAGCGAGUUCACACAGGAGAGACGCCCUUUACAUGCACUGAAUGUGGCAAGUCAUACAUGAACAGAUCCAGCCUUUUAUAUCAUUAUCGGGUUCAUACUGGAGAAAAGCCGUAGAAGUACACUAUAGUGGUUUGAAUAGGUUUGGCCCCAUAGAUUCAUGUGUUUGAAUGUUUGGCCCAUAGGGAGUGACACUAUUAGGUGAUUUGGCCUUCUUAGAAUAGGUGUGGCCUUUUUGGAGGAAGUGUGUCACUGUGGGGAUGGGCUUUGAGGUCCAAAGCUUAAGCUCCACCCAGUGUGGAAGAGUUUCUUCUUGGCUGCCUUUAGAUCAGGAUGUAGAACCUCUGCUCUUCUUCACCAUGUCUGCCUGAAUGCAGCCAUGUUUCCUGCCAAGAUGAUAAUGGACUGACCUUCUGAAACUGUAAGACAGCCCCAAUUAAAUGUUGUCCUUUAUAACA
Molecule: messenger RNA, 1782 nt
Organism: Mus pahari (shrew mouse)
Lineage: Eukaryota; Metazoa; Chordata; Mammalia; Rodentia; Muridae
Product: gastrula zinc finger protein XlCGF8.2DB-like
Exons: 5
Coding region: 197-1441 (414 amino acids)
Biological process (GO): central nervous system development; negative regulation of transcription by RNA polymerase II
Cellular component (GO): nucleus
Molecular function (GO): DNA-binding transcription repressor activity, RNA polymerase II-specific; RNA polymerase II cis-regulatory region sequence-specific DNA binding
Source: RefSeq, a predicted model, not a curated record